This is a messenger RNA of Drosophila virilis, 4744 nucleotides long. RefSeq names its product menin 1 (gene Mnn1). Gene Ontology annotation, molecular function: chromatin binding; transcription cis-regulatory region binding; Y-form DNA binding. NCBI's taxonomy places the organism in Eukaryota, Metazoa, Arthropoda, Insecta, Diptera, Drosophilidae. The record is from RefSeq and is a predicted model, not a curated record. Gene Ontology annotation, biological process: negative regulation of cell cycle; regulation of transcription by RNA polymerase II; negative regulation of cell population proliferation. Gene Ontology annotation, cellular component: chromatin; histone methyltransferase complex; nucleus.
AUCAAAGUUGCCUCCUCGAAAUUGACCAAACAAAGAAAUGGAAAUAGCCGAGGAUCGGAUUGAGUGUUGGAAAAUAGAAGAGCAGAUCAGGAAAGGGAUUGAAAUAGAAGCUUUGGAGCUGUUCGGGUGCUAAACAGUCACGUUCACGCUCGCCUUUGCGCAGUUCUAGUCAAAGCUGGUGGCAACGCUGAAACAGUGCUAGCAAAUGCGCACAGGUCAAAUAAAAUGACGCCUAAAAAUGGCAAAACGCGUCGCAGUGGCCAAAGCAGAAUGCCAACAAUAAUAAAGCAGCGGCAACAACAAAACAGUCUACGCAACUCACGGGUUUUUUCCGCAACAAACAAUUCAAAUAAAUGUUAAAAGUAUUAACUAAAACUGUGUUAAAUUCGUGCAAAAAAUAUAUUGUUCUUACCUCAAUUAAAUCAAAGUUAAAGAAACGACGCAAAUUCCUUGGCAUACGCAGCAAGCACGUGUAUUGGCGGGGGGAGGCGAGGCGCGCUAUUUUGGAUGCUACGCAAUAAGGCAACGCUACGCAAUUUCAGCUGCUGCUGCUGCUGCGGCCGUUGCUGCUACGCACCUGCCAAAACCGAAGCGCUGCUGCGGCCGCUGUCGCUGCCGCUGCCUUUACCGUUGCUGCUGACGUGUGCAAACGAGUGCGAAGCGACGACAGGAUAUUUAACGGCAAAAACAACAACAACAACAGCAACAGCAAGAAGAGCAGAAACCAACUGCACGACAAAAUUAACGAAGUGUCAGUGCAAUUGAACGACACGACGCACGCAUACACACACACGCACACACACACAUACACAUACAGCAAUAAAAAGCUAACGAAAAGACAAAUUGCUGUAAAAAAAUGCAGCGCCACGGAGAGCGCAGCAGAUUGCAUAAAAAUCCUGCUCAAGAAUAAGUGCACACACACACACACACACACACGCAUACUAGAGAGCCGCACAUAGAAGCGCGACAAAGCAAAACAAGAAGAAGAAAAAAAUAAGUCCGAAAAAAGGGCAAACAAAGUGCGCACAAACAAGGUGGAAAGUAAAAAAGUUGUUUGUCAACUUGUUGGCGUCCAUUGCACACACACAAACACACACACACACACAGAGACGCAUACAAACAAACAUUCCCCGCGAAACACCCGCGCAGCGCCCCUCAAAUGUUGCAGCAACAAAGUGUCUGGCUGUACUGCUACUGCUACCAAGUGGAAAUGCAAGUCCAGUGUGCAUGCAACAGCGCCUGCGGCCAGUGCUAAGCAACAGCAACAGCAGCAGCAGCAGCGCAGCGCAGCAGCAAGAAGAAGCAGCAGCAGUAGAAACGAGCAGCAGCAGAGUACGAUAGAAAUCCUUUGCAGCCAUGUCAACGGUCACUCGCAGCGCCAGCGCCAGCCCCUGCAUGGCCCUCAAUGGCAUCAUCGAUGCGAGCCUCUUUCCCCUCAAGUCCACUUCGGAUGUGGUCAAUCUCUUUCGGCGCGCCCUCACCAGCCCCAUUGAGCCGGACCUGACGCUUCUCUCGAUUGUCGUCGGCUACAUUGAGCUGUCGCUGACCACGGGCGAGGCGGCCCAAGCGGCGCAGGCAGCCCAAGCGGCUCUAGGUGGCGGCAGUGACGUCAUCAUGGGCAACAGCGUGCCCUUUCCGGUGGUCACGCACGAGCUGAUCGCCGGGCUGUACAAGAAAUUCCAGACGAUCUUGUCGGUGGUGGAGAAGCCGAAGCCGCAUCGCCAGGCAACGCGUGAGAUCAUCAAGAAGGUGUCCGAUGUGAUAUGGAACUCGCUGAUAAGGAGCAGCUACAAGGAUCGGGCGCAUCUGCAGAACCUCUACAGCUACUUGUCGGGCAACAAGCUGGACUGCUUUGGCGUUGCGCUGGCCACCACCGCCGGCUGUCAGCUGCUCGGCUAUCGCGAUGUCCGGCUGGCCAUAUCCGAGGAUCACGCCUGGGUGGUGUUCGGGCAGAAGCAUGUGGAGAGCAUCGAGGUGACCUGGCACGGCAAGGGCAGCGAGGAUAAGCGCGGCCAGGACAUUAGCGCCGGCAUCGAAUCCGGCUCCUGGCUCUAUCUGGGCGGCCUGGCCGUUGUCUGUGAGCGCGGCAUGGAGGUGGCCGCCAUCUGUGUCGCCCUCAACAUCUCCCUGAGCGCGAACAGCGAUUGCGUCGAAGUCGCCGAGCUGCAGCAGCAGCUGCUCUGGCUACUGUACGAUCUGGGCCAUCUGAAGCGCUAUCCGAUGGCGCUGGGCCUGCUCGGCGAGCUGGAGGAGAUCCAUCGCACGCAUCGCAGCAUCAGCUGCGAGCAGCUGUUCCGCGAGGCCAUCGAUUCCGCGCGCAACUAUUACCACAACCAUCACGUCUAUCCGCACAUCUUUCAGGGCAACUACUACAAUCGCCUGCUCAAGUAUCGCGAGGCGUUCGCCGCCUGGGCUAAUGCGGCCGAUGUCAUCAGGCUGUACACGUAUCAGUGCCGCGACGACGAGGAGAUCUACAAGGAGCUGCUGGACAUUGCCAAUGAGCUAAUACCCUAUGUCAUGAAAACGGAAAGCUCCGGCCACUCGGCGCGCAGCAUUCUCCGCGACGCGGAGGUCUUUGCCAAUCUGUUGCGCUUCUACGACGGCAUCUGUCAGUGGGAGGAGGACAGCCUGACGCCCAUUCUCCACAUCGGCUGGGCCAAGCCGCUCGUCACUAACAUUACCAAGUUCGACUACGAUAUACGCUCCCAGGUGGUCAUCAAACUGCCCGAGGAUCUGGAGGCCGAACAGGCCGCCGCUUUGGAGGCUAAAAAGGCAGCUGCUGCAGCAGCAGCAGCAACAACUGCAGCUGCAGCUGCUGAGGCAACGCUGCAUUUGGAGGGCAACAAUAACAACAACAACAACACGCUGGCCAAAAAGGAUGAGAAAUCCAAAUCGGAGCUGCCGACAACUCUCGCAGAUUUGACGGCCGCCUGUGGCGAGAAGAUACUGAAUCCAGAUUUUUUGCUGCAGGGCGGCGGUCAGCCAUUCGCUGACCAAAAGCAACAAGCGGCUGCAGAGCAAACAACGUCCAGCGAUCUGUCGCACAACAACAACAACAACAUUAAAACAAGCAGCAGCAAGGAGGCUGACAAGGAGGCUACAACAACAAGCAACGGCGGCGGCAGCGGCAGCAACUUGACGCAUUCGCCGUCCACCGAGGCGCAGAUGCAGUCGCCGUCGCAGUCGCAGCACAAAGAAGCUAAAUUGGAGGAAAGCAGCCAGCUGGAGCUGGCGAGCAGCAAGCCGGCCGCUGUCGAUGAUUACGAUCCCUUUGAAAUAAUGCUGAAACGUCCGGUGAUCACGCUGUACAGUCAGAAAAUGAAGGGCCUGAAGGAUCUGCUGCUCGCCGAGAAGCUCAACACACACGCCAUCUCGCUGCAGGUGACCGCCCAGUCGGUGGCAUCGCGCAAAGUGCGCGGCGGCGGCGCCGACAGUCGACAGCCGGCGACUAUAUCCGCUACCAUCACAGCGAUUGCCUCGACAGAGGGCGGCGCUGUAGGAGGCGGGGCUGGUGCUGGCAAUGCGACGAGUGCCGCGUCGACGGAUUCGAUUGCACCGUCGCGGCCGAAGCGUACCAGACGCGAGUAAAAAUCAACCUAUUGAAGGAACCUGUCGUAAUUUGUUGUUUGUAAUUAUUAUAUAUUUAUGUGUAUGUAUAUCGUAUAUUGUAGAGUUUGCUUCAAACCGGCAACGAGUAAGACGCGCUGUAAUUGUUGUCGGCGAGUGCUCAUCUUCACUGCGAGUUGUUUGCUCGUUGUGGCCUAAGGCAUAUAUUGUAAAGUCUGCUUUAAGCCAGCAACGAGUAAAACACUCGCUGCUGUUGACGGCGAGUUGUUUAGUCGUUAUGGCUUAAAGCAUAUAUUGUCAACAAAGCUUUAUGCCAGCAACGAGUUAAACACACGCUAUAAUUGUUGUCAGCGAGUGCUUUUCUUAAGUGCGAGUUGUUUACUCGUUAUGGCUCAAAGCAUAGAUUAUCAAAUGUGCUUUAAACCAGCAACGAGUAAAACACUCGCUGUAAUUGUUGCGAAUUGUUUACUCGUUGUGGCUUGUCAGCGACUUUUAACUGUGUGUGUGUUGGCAUUCGAUUGACACAUGCGAUAAUAUUAAUCCUUUAUUAUUAUGCAUAUAUAUAUGCACUAUCAAUAUUUUCGAUGUUCGAUGUGUAUUUAUGUAGUUUGUAAGCGCGAAACAAAACCGUUAGAGAACGCUUAGCGUUUUAAAAAGAGACACACACACACAAACAAACAAACAAACACACAUAGCUCUCAACUAUUUAUAAAGGUUCGCACCUGGCGAGUCAAGCUCCAAAAAGUAGCGAUUGAAGGUGAGAGCAAACGAAUGCAGCGAGUCCUCCACUCGCCCUUUGUGCUAGAACGUAUAACGUAUUGUGAAACCUGUUAAAAUAAUUGAUUUUUUUUUCGCCUAUUUAUUAAUGCAACUUGUUUGCCGUACUCCCGAGAAAAACCUUGUUUUUGCUUAAGCUCAAUCGUAAUUUUAUUGGUGCUCUUCUUGAAAAAAACAAAAAAAAAAAACAAAAAUAAGAACAACAACAACAAACAAUGGAAAUAUGUAUAUGUAAUGGAAAUAACGUAUGAAUGUAUGAUGCAUUUUAUGAGGCUAAGCUAUUUAAUUUAAUUUACAGAUUGUAUACAUGCAUGUUUGUAAUAGUUUUAUUCAACCCAAAACCAAUCUAAAAUCAAAACACGACCGCAACAUAGAACAUUUUUGAACGCAACAGAAAACA